This is a messenger RNA of Rhinocladiella mackenziei CBS 650.93, 1860 nucleotides long. RefSeq lists its product as uncharacterized. The transcript is spliced from 3 exons. The coding region runs from base 1 to 1860 and encodes 619 amino acids. NCBI's taxonomy places the organism in Eukaryota, Fungi, Ascomycota, Eurotiomycetes, Chaetothyriales, Herpotrichiellaceae. The record is from RefSeq and is a predicted model, not a curated record. Gene Ontology annotation, molecular function: oxidoreductase activity; FAD binding.
AUGGUCGUCAAGUUCUCGGUCACGGCCUUCUACUCGGCCUUGUUGCUCUCAGGAAUUGUUCAAGCUGGUCCUCCACCAUACUGCAAACCCAUCCCAGGUUCUUCCGAUUGGCCAUCACAGGCAGAAUGGCAAGCAUUGAACACGUCCAUUUCAGGUCGUCUCAUCAAACCCGUUCCGCCAGGCCAAGUGUGCCAGGCCAACAGCUCGUCAUAUAGCGUCGUGGCGUGCGAAACGGUGAUUUCACAAUGGUCCAACUCAUCAUGGCAUGCGCAAGAUCCCUUCACCGCAGACUACAAUGAUGAUGCUUGCCUACCGAACGCCCAAGCGCCUUGUACGGCUGCAUUGUAUCCCGCUUAUGUCAUCAAUGCCACAAAUGUCACUCAUGUUCAAGCUGGAGUCAAAUUUGCCAAAAGGACAGGCGUGAGACUUAUAGUCAAGGGAACGGGACAUGAUAUUCCUGGACGGUCAUCCGGCCCCAACUCGCUCUCCAUUUACACGCACAAUAUCCGAGGCAUUGAUGUGAGCAUUGGAGAUGCCCGCGCUAGAAAGUACGGGGGUGUCGCUGCCGUCAAAAUCGGAGCGGGAAUGCGUAUGGGAGAGAUCUACAUGGUGGCCGCCCAACACAACCUUACGAUCGUUGGUGGAGGUGACAACGACGUCGGCAUAGGUGGCUGGAUCACAGCUGCUGGACAUAGUCCCCUCAGCAGCAAGUACGGUCUGGGAGCUGAUCAAGUACUUGAGAUGGAGGUGGUGACGGCGAAUGGCACGCAUUUGACCAUCAAUGAGAAUUCUUACCCCGGGUUGUUCUGGGCCAUGCGAGGCGGCGGCGGCUCCACGUUCGCAGUCAUGAUCUCGGUCACUGUUCGAGCGUAUCCAAGUGUGGGAAUGACCGCAUACACAUUCAGCUAUAACACGACCGGUAACACGGAUACCUUCUGGUCUCUGGUAACCUAUUUCCACAGCCAACUCCCCGCCAUCAACGACAAAGGGGUCAUGGGUUACUAUUGGAUAAUCCCAGAUGCUGGUGUAUCAGAUCCCAAUCCAGCGACUCGAGGCCAAAUCUUCGGCGCAUGGUUUGUUCCCGAGAAGUCUCCCGAGGAAGCAACCAAGAUCAUUUCUCCCAUGGAGCAGACCAUUCGCAACAACACCCGGAACUGGGAGGAUCCCGUUUCCGUUACUAACUCGUCCUAUGAGUUUCCGGACUUCUCAUCUGCGUGGUCCCUAUCCACGCCAGAGUCCGUGGGGCCAGAGCUGCGCCUUGGAUCUCGCCUAUUAACUCGACAGGCGCUUGAGGGCGAUCCUCAACGACUCAAGAAGUUGUGGAAGCAGACGACGACCAUUCCCCAGAAUAUUAUAUUAGGCCACAUGGUUGCUGGCCCCGGUGUCAAGAAUGUGAAGAUUCCGGGGGGAGGAAAUUCGGUCCUCCCAGCCUGGCGUGAUGCGUAUGUCCAUCUUGGUAAGCUGUUCCGUGGCCCCUUUCCUGAUGAUCCUGAUGAAAUCUCAAGACUCCGUGUCCUGACCGAUUGCACAGCCAUUCCCCGAACCUGGCCUUAUCUGAACGACACAGCAAAACUGGCCACGACCAAAUUGCUGCGCAACGUUGAGGUCGAGGCUCUCCGAGAAAUGGCGCCCCACUCGGGUGCCUAUAUCAAUGAAGCCGAUCCCACCGAGCCGAACUGGAAAAAGACAUUCUGGGGCUCAAAUUACCCUCGUUUGCUGGAGUUGAAGAAUUACUGGGACCCAGAUGGUGUAUUCUGGUGCAUUCCUUGUGUGGGCCAUGAUCAGUGGACAUUUAUUGGCAACGAAGGUAUUGAGGGCGGGAUCGGUCAGUCACUUGGUCGCAUCUGUAAGACUCAGUGA